AUGUCAAAGGUGACAAUUAAGCUGGUAGCAGCGGAAGCGCUGUACAAGAGAGAUGUAUUUCGGUCGCCAGAUCCUUUUGCGGUACUGACGAUUGACGGUUCUCAAACGAAGUCGACUGCGGCUGCGCGGAAGACACUGAAUCCCUACUGGAACGAAACAUUCUCUUUUUCUGGGGUUAACGAAAACGGGAUUCUCACUAUUCAGGUAUUUGACCAAAAAAAAUUCAAGAAGAAGGACCAAGGGUUCCUGGGAGUGGUUAACGUGCGACUCGGGGACGUCUUGGGACAUUUGGACGAAGACUCCGUCAACAGAAACUCCCGCAGGGAGGAAACUAUCACUCGGGACUUAAAGCGUUCUAACGAUGGUAUGGCUGUCAGCGGUCGAUUAAUUUUGGUGCUUUCAACGUCCUCCACGACUAGUGCCACUUCUGCCAGUCGUGGCUCAGCUACCACGGCAGGAAAUGGUCCCGUCAACGAUUUAACGGCAUCGACUGCUAACAUGAAUCUUUCUGGCCCCUCUUCUUCGACUACUGCUGCAGCAACACCAGCACAAACAGUCGCUAACACUCUCCAGAGUGGUUCGACAACUGCAGCGUCCACUGCUGCCCCACCCUCUAGUUCUGCAGGCUCCAGACAAUAUUCGUCAUUCGAAGACCAAUAUGGACGUUUACCACCAGGCUGGGAGAGAAGAACUGAUAACUUCGGUCGUACCUACUAUGUUGACCAUAAUACUCGCACCACAACUUGGAAGAGGCCAACGCUCGAGCAAAGUGAAACAGAACGUGGAGAUCAGUUAAAUGCCAAUACUGAACUUGAACGCAGGCAGCAUCGCGGGAGGACUUUGCCUGGCGGAAGUAACUCUGAAAGUGGCUCUUCGAUUGCGGUACAAAGUAACGUUAGUUCUUCCACUCCAACUGUUAAUGGGGCCGCGGCAGCAGCUCUCGCGGCUACAGGUGCUACGACAUCUGGAUUAGGCGAGCUGCCUCCGGGAUGGGAGCAACGGUUUACUCCAGAAGGGCGUGCCUACUUCGUGGAUCACAACACCAGAACAACCACCUGGGUUGAUCCUCGCAGGCAGCAGUAUAUUCGUACUUAUGGUCCUGCCAAUACCACCAUUCAACAGCAACCGGUGUCUCAACUGGGACCUUUACCUUCUGGUUGGGAAAUGAGGUUGACCAAUACGGCUCGCGUCUACUUUGUAGAUCACAAUACGAAAACCACUACUUGGGACGAUCCACGUUUACCAUCCUCAUUGGAUCAAAAUGUACCACAGUACAAGCGUGAUUUCAGACGUAAAGUCAUCUAUUUCAGAUCGCAACCAGCACUCAGAAUUUUACCAGGGCAAUGCCAUAUCAAGGUUCGCAGAAAGAAUAUUUUCGAGGACGCAUAUCAAGAGAUUAUGAGACAAACUCCAGAGGAUUUGAAGAAACGUCUAAUGAUCAAGUUUGAUGGAGAAGAAGGAUUGGAUUAUGGUGGAGUGUCAAGAGAGUUCUUUUUCUUACUUUCACACGAGAUGUUCAAUCCAUUUUAUUGUCUGUUCGAAUAUUCGGCACAUGAUAAUUAUACUAUUCAGAUAAACCCAAAGAGUGGUAUCAAUCCAGAACACUUAAAUUACUUCAAAUUCAUUGGAAGGGUCGUAGGGCUGGGCGUUUUCCACAGAAGAUUCCUGGAUGCCUUUUUCGUGGGAGCUCUUUACAAGAUGAUGCUUCAUAAAAAAGUUGUGUUGCAAGAUAUGGAAGGUGUUGAUGCGGAAGUACACAAUUCUCUCAAGUGGAUCUUGGAGAACAGCAUAGAUGGUAUUCUAGACCUCACAUUCAGUGCCGACGAUGAAAGUUUCGGCGAGUUGACAACGGUUGACUUGAAAGCGGACGGUAGAAAUAUCGAAGUAACUGACGAGAAUAAGAAGGAAUAUGUUGAAUUGUUUACUCAGUGGAAAAUCUAUAAUCGCGUGCAAGAACAAUUCAAGGCUUUUAUGGAUGGAUUCAAUGAACUGAUACCAGAAGACUUGGUUAACGUCUUCGAUGAACGUGAGUUAGAAUUGUUAAUUGGUGGUAUUGCCGAAAUCGAUGUUGAAGACUGGAAGAAGCAUACAGAUUAUCGUGGUUAUCAGGAAUCAGACGAAACCAUCAAGUGGUUCUGGAAAGCGAUUUCGGAAUGGGACAAUGAACAAAAAGCUCGUUUGUUACAGUUCACGACUGGUACUUCGCGUAUACCUGUCAACGGUUUCAAGGAUUUGCAAGGGUCCGAUGGUCCUAGAAGAUUUACCAUUGAAAAGGCUGGUGAAGUUCAACAGCUGCCAAAAUCUCACACUUGUUUCAAUAGGGUUGACCUUCCUCCAUACAAUGAUUAUGAGUCGUUGAAACAGAAACUCACGCUUGCCGUAGAGGAAACUAUUGGUUUUGGUCAAGAAUAA
Messenger RNA from Lachancea dasiensis, 2412 nucleotides. The record is from the annotation of a GenBank genome assembly. NCBI's taxonomy places the organism in Eukaryota, Fungi, Ascomycota, Saccharomycetes, Saccharomycetales, Saccharomycetaceae.